This is a messenger RNA of Oryzias melastigma (Indian medaka), 2947 nucleotides long. RefSeq names its product NGFI-A-binding protein 1. The transcript is spliced from 9 exons. The coding region runs from base 437 to 1963 and encodes 508 amino acids. Gene Ontology annotation, cellular component: nucleus. NCBI's taxonomy places the organism in Eukaryota, Metazoa, Chordata, Actinopteri, Beloniformes, Adrianichthyidae. Gene Ontology annotation, biological process: negative regulation of DNA-templated transcription. Gene Ontology annotation, molecular function: transcription factor binding; transcription coregulator activity. The record is from RefSeq and is a predicted model, not a curated record.
GUCACCCCCCGCUUUGACGUUAGCGCUCGUGCAGAGGAGGAGAGGACUCACACACGCUCACGCUCGCACACGGCGCGCACUCGGAGCCGCGGCGGGGUCAGCGGCUCUUCUUCACUCUCCUCCUCCUCCUCCUGUCAGCAGGAGAAAAGUUUGCGCGCAGACGACAGGAGCCUCACGCGCGCAGACGCUCUGUUUUUGUUUUUAGUUUUAUUUUUUAUUAAGAAUUGCUCCCGUGAGGAUCUUCCUCACAAGACGACAGUUCCUGCACAGUUCCGUCCGUACAAACUGACAGUUUGAGUUGAAGAGGAGCAACCAGAAAAGAAGGAGGAUUCGAACCAACGACUCACCAGCGCAGUUGACGCCUGUUUGGCUCCCAGGGCUUAUUCUGGGUGAGGCGAGCCCACCGCCUACACAUCCUGCAGGGGUGGAGAGCGGUAUGGCGGCUGUGUUGCCGAGAACCCUGGGUGAGCUGCAGCUCUACAGGAUUCUGCAGCGGGCCAACCUGCUCUACUACUACGAGGCCUUCAUCCAGCAAGGCGGUGAUGACGUUCAGCAGCUGUGCGAGGCCGGCGAGGAGGAGUUCCUGGAGAUCAUGGCUCUCGUCGGGAUGGCUAGUAAGCCCCUACAUGUGCGGCGCCUCCAGAAAGCACUGCGAGACUGGGUCACCAACCCGGCCAUCUUCAACCAGCCGCUCACCUCGCUGCCGGUCUGCAGCAUCCCCGUAUACAAGCUGCCCGAGGGCUCGCCCACGCUGCUCACCGCUCAAGACAGAGCCAACACCGCCAGCGUCAAGUUACCCAAAGCCAUCGCUGCCGCCUGCUCUGACCCGGGGAAGCUGGACGUGGCUAGGGACAAAGUGUCUGCCGGGUCGCCCCUGCAGGGAAGCAGCGAGGUCCGAUUCUGGUCGGGACACAGCAACGACAGCGAGCACAGCCUGUCUCCGUCAGAUCUGGGCUCUCCAUCUUCACCCAGAGACGCCCUGGAGGCGUUGGAUGCAGCAGCGGUGCAGUCGGUCCUGGAGUGCGUGGACCGGAUGGCUCCUGGACUCCCAAAGACAGACCUGGCCGAGGUCAAAGACCAGCUCAAGAGCAACAAGAAGCUGGCAAAGAUGAUCGGACACAUCUUUGAGAUGAGCGACGAUGAGCCGCGCCGGGAGGAGGAAAUUCGGAAAUACAGCGCCAUCUAUGGACGCUUUGACUCCAAGAGGAGGGAUGGCAAGCACCUGACACUGCACGAGUUGACGGUGAACGAAGCGGCGGCACAGCUCUGCAUGAGGGACGUGGCGCUGCUGACGAGACGAGACGAGCUGUUCGGACUUGCGCGGCAGAUCUCCAGAGAGGUCACCUACAAAUACACUUACCGCACCAGCAAGUCUCGCUGCGGUGACAGAGAUGAACCGUCCCCUAAAAGGAUUAAAACAGAGGAGAACUUCUUCGAUAUCCAGGAGGCUCUGCAGGCCAUCCACAUGAGGCAGGAGAUGCUGAGGGAGCAGCUGGCCUGCGCCAAGUCCAAAGGGGAGGAGACGGUCGGACGUAACCUGCAGAUGCAGCUGGAGCGCCUGCUGGCAAGGCAAAUGGAGAUCCUGCAGGACGCCGCGGUCCAGGAGCGCCUGCAGGCUCUGGAUUGGAGGAUCCCGCCCGCCGCGCUGAAGUACCUCAGUGACACUCAGAACACCAACGGCGUCGCCGCCACCGCCGAUGUCAGCAGAGACAGCCAAGAUGAUCGACCAAUCAACUUGCGGGUUGUGAGUCAAACCAUGCAGGAGGGGGAGCUCCCGCUAGGAAAGCAGCUAGCCAACGAACUGAAGCGCCACCACAACCACAACCAUAACAACAACAACAACAGCAGCAGCAGCAGCUCAGAGGAGGCCAAAACACCAGCAACAGAAAACGGAACGUCGCAUCGGGCGCCCAGCUCCACGGAAAAGAAAACUAUCAAAUCAGAGCCGGAAGACUCCACAUAGUGCCUCCCGCCUCCCCACCGACCCCCCCACCCCGACCCCCCCUUGUCGCCCUCCUCCUCACACCUGACAGUAUGCAGUUCCUACCCGUCAGUAGAUACUAAGCAAGCACAGCCACAGUAGAGCCUUAACAACCGACGUUGCCUCAUGAAUAGCAUUUAUUUUGAUUUUUUUUGCCCUUACCUCUUUCAUUUGUUCAAAUAAUUGCCAAAGCACAUAAAGAGCACACCGGGAUGCCCCCUUCGCCCCACCGGGUGUUCUGCGGUGUGUAGACUCUUUACCUCUGCCGAGCUUUGCUUCUGUUGUGUUUUUUGUUUUUGUGGACAAGUGCGGGGACUGAAUCUUAACCUCAGAUUUCUGUUAUUAUUAUUAUUAUUUUACCCCCUCAACCCUCUUCUAAAGUCAUAACAUUAUUACACGCCCCCUAUUUUAUCAGUUGUCCUCAAUAACUUAGAAAAAGAAGUAGUUCCUCUUCCUCCGUGUGCAGACCCUUAGAUGUUUGGACUUUUUUGUUUGUGAUUCUGCAAAAUCAAGUACUAAUUAGUAUUAGUAUGAUUAUCUGCCUCAGCUUUUGUUCCGCUAAAUAUUUCACAGAUCUAAUUGUUUCCUUAAAUGAUCUGUCUUCUUAGAAGCGGCACCAUCAGCAUGGAACUCAAUGAAACACCUGUAAAUGAGUGCCGCCCUAGUGGGAGGCUGCUGCAGGAUGUUUUAUUUUAUUCAUUAAAAAAAUACAAUUAAUUCUAAAAAUGAUGAAGCAGCUAAGGUACCACUUACAAGUAAAGUUUGCAUCACUGCAGUUCUUCGUAAAAACAAAAUAAAAGACGGAUAUAUCGUAUUUGGACUAAAGUAUCCCCGUCAUUGAUAAAGUCAGACUUUAUCAACUGUGUUCACAGUAACUGUAGAAGUUUUUUGUGACAUGCUACACUUUAGCCACGUUAGAAUCAUUAGCCAUGUUAGCAUAUUUACAGUAACAUCCAACCUUUAGUU